AUGUCAAGCACAGCUUCAUCAACCUCUAUAACAUCGUUUAACCCCACCGUGUCGAGUACCAAGAAAAUAACAGUAGCCAGUUGUCCAAACCGACCAGCUGGGGUAAAGGUGGCGACAAAAACCAUCGGCGGUAUUUGCUACGAAUACGUGAAGGGCACGUACUCGGAGAAAAAGUCCUGGGCAGAUGCUCUCGACGACUGCAGGAGAUAUGGCGGCACUCUUGCCGAGGCUAUUAAUAACGAUGCAUGGGUGCGGCUUAAGGACGGACUGACGGGAAUUAUUGAUAGCUCCACGUGGAUAGGCCUACAUGAUCCCACGAGGAGUAUGAAGUGGGUGUGGGUUGGUUCAGGCACCCCUCUCCCCACCUCUGGUUGGACUCCACCAUUUGACACUUUGCAGAACUUAGGUUACGAGUACUGUGUCCAGAUCUACCACGGCAUCUCCUGGUUCAACACCAAAUGGAGGUGGCAUGACGUCACCUGUAUUGCCAAGGCCAGCUACUUGUGCCAAUACGGAACGUUGCUAACUACUACAGUGAAGACAGAACCCACGACUACUCCGUCCACCACUACUACUAGUUCUACUACAACCACUUCAUCAUCUGCAACUACUACACCAACUACAGCUAUAACGCCCACCACACGUACUGUAUCCACAUCAAGUACUACACCAACUACAACUACUGCAACUAAGAUACCAACCACUGCAGUUACAACCACUCCCUUAACAACAACAACAACAACAACAAUUAGCACAAAACCAACUACAACUACAGUGCCCGCUACAAAUACGCCUUCCGUAGCUGUUCUCUCAACAGAUACUUCCAAAACAAAGUCUACAAACACAGGAAAAUCUAGUUCUACGGCUACAACAACCGCAUCAUCUUUACCUACCAAAACUUCUACUUCCUCAACACCAAAGUCAUCGACUAUUUUUAAAACUAAUUCAACACUGCCUUCUACAACAUCAACUAGCGCGACACCCCCAACACCUACCACAACAAAAUAUAAAACCACACCUACUUCUACUAAAACUACGAAAACUACGCAAACUACGCAAACCUCAUCAAAUAUGUCUAAAACAACUGCCACGCCAACCGCCGCAACAACCACCGUUAGGAGCACCUCAACGGGGUCACAGAGUUUCGGUCCAGCUGUGUUUACAGUCCUAUCGACCAAAACAGUCGCUACAGCGUCCUCCAGAAAAUCUACGGCCAGAAAGAGCGACACGACGCCAUCGCGUGAGACAACACCAUCAAAUGGCAGUCCCUUAACCGGCAAGUCGACCACACCAGAGAGCGCAAUGGAGGGGUCGGCUUCUCCGCAAGAAGCGGCAAAACGCAAGGCUGAGCAACAAAUGUAUACGUAUAUUGGAUCUGGCGCAGGUGGUGGAAUAUUACUUCUGGUGCUUGUAGUCGUGGUAGUCGUCAUAGCAUUGCAAAGAAGACGCAAACAGCCUCGUUCUGACUAUGAUGAUAUCGAGACGCCAGAGAGGGUGGAGUUUAAAAACCCAAUGUUUCGCAAUCUUUCUGUGACGCCAUCAGAACUCGGUCUUGUAGAAAACGAGGAAUAUGGCGAUAGAAGGCCCUCUGAAUUCAGCAUGGACUGCAAAAGUGGUGACGUAUCCAAAAUUUGA
Lingula anatina is the source of this 1635-nucleotide messenger RNA. RefSeq lists its product as uncharacterized. Lineage: Eukaryota; Metazoa; Brachiopoda; Lingulata; Lingulida; Lingulidae. The record is from RefSeq and is a predicted model, not a curated record.